Microcebus murinus (gray mouse lemur) is the source of this 4892-nucleotide messenger RNA. It is a transcript of the gene DNAAF2, whose product is annotated as dynein axonemal assembly factor 2. Gene Ontology annotation, cellular component: cytoplasm. The record is from RefSeq and is a predicted model, not a curated record. Gene Ontology annotation, biological process: cilium-dependent cell motility; axonemal dynein complex assembly; epithelial cilium movement involved in extracellular fluid movement. Lineage: Eukaryota; Metazoa; Chordata; Mammalia; Primates; Cheirogaleidae.
CUUCAGUCUAGGUGGCCCAGAGACUGUGCGGGCGCACCCCACCCACCCGGUCUCGGAUUGAUGAUCUCCCUUGGCUCCAAGGCGCAGAGCCACAGGACAGAAUGGCCAAAGCGGCAGCCUCCUCGCCACUGGAGGACUUGGACCUGAGCGGAGAGGAGGUCGAACGGCUCACCUCCGCCUUCCAAGACCCGGAGUUCCGGCGACUGUUCUCCAAGUACGCAGAGGAGCUCACGGACCCGGAGAAUCGGCGGGUGUACGAGGCGGAGAUCACGGCGCUGGAGCGUGAGCGCGGAGUGGAGGUGCGGUUCGUGCAUCCGGAGCCGGGCCACGUACUGCGCACCAGCCUGGACGGGGCGCGGCGCUGCUUCGUGAACGUGUGCAGCAACGCGCUGGUGGGCGCGCCGAGCAGCCGGCCCGGCUCCGGGGCGGACGGGGCUGCAGCGCCUGGCAGCCACUGGUCCCUGCCCUACAGCCUGGCGCCAGGCCGCGAGUACGCGGGGCGCGGCGGCACCCGCUACACGGUCUACGAUGUGGUCUUCCACCCCGACGCGCUUGCGCUGGCCCGGCGUCAUGAACGCUUCCGCCAGAUGCUGGACGCCACGGCCCUGGAGGCAGUGGAGAAGCAGUUCGGCGUGAAGCUGGACCGCAGGAAUGCCAAGACCCUGAAGGUCAAGUACAAGGGGACCCCGGAGGCCGCCGUGCUGCGCACGCCCCUGCCCGGGGGCGUCCCAGCCCGGCCCGAGGGGGAGCCGGAGAGCCCUCUCCCGGAUUUCCCCUACCCCUACGGGUACCCAGCACCCGCCGGGGACUCUGCAGUCCCCCGGGCCCAGGCGCCCCCACCUCCGGAGGCGCUCUUGCAGCCCGCCCCCACCGAGCCUCGCCACAGCGUGGUGCAGCGCCACCACGUGGACCUCCAGGAUUACCGCUGCUCCCGGGACUCUGCCCCAAGUCCCGUGCCCCACGAGCUGAUUGUCACCAUCGAACUGCCGCUGCUGCGCUCUGCCGAGCAAGCGGCGCUGGAGGUGACGGGAAAGCUGCUGUGCCUCGACUCAAGGAAACCCGACUACCGGCUGCGGCUCUCGCUCCCGUACCCGGUGGACGACAGCCGCGGCAAAGCGCAGUUCAACAAGGCUCGGCGGCAGCUGGUAGUCACGCUGCCGGUGGCGCUACCGGCCGCGCGCCAGGAGCCCACUACGGCCCCGGAAGAGCCCGCCGGUCGGCCCGGAACUGACGGCGCGGCCUGCGCUUCCGCCAGCGACGGGGAGGCGGGACCGGCGGGGGGUCGUUCCGGGGACAGCAGCCCGGAUCCCAGCCGAGCGGGGGCUUCAGACGCCGGGGUCACUACCCCGAGCACCCCCGAGCCGGCGCUGCUGCCGGCUGGUGCUGGAGAGCAGCUUGUCCCCGAGUCGGGGGAGCAGGACUUCGGCUCGCACGCGGUGUCUCGCGGUGGGGAGAGGCCGGCUUCUGGAGCAGAGAGUUUACCUGGUGGCACAGGCUCCCCUUUUACUUCAUCGCGGGGCCUGGACUUGGAGUCUUCUGUAGGAGAUCUUAGUGUGGAGACGCGCGUGGACCGGGAGGGCUCGGGCAGCGAGUCCUCUGACCCAGCCAUGUGUGGUCUCGGGACCGAGAGAGGGGAACCUUUGCGUCCUCCUUUGCUGUGUAAUCAGAAGACAGAAUCCUUGACUCUGCUAAUUCAAGUGCCUCGGAUCCAGCCGCAAAGUCUUCAAGGAGAUUUGAGCCCCCACUGGUACAAAUUGCGCUUCUCCACACAAGACUUAGUUUAUUCCUUCUUUUUGCAGUUUGCUCCAGAGAAUAAAUUGAGUACCAAAGAACCCGAGAUUAGCAUUUCUUCAAACAAUGCAGUGAUAGAACUGGCCAAAUCCCCAGAGAGCCAUGGACUUUGGAGAGAGUGGUAUUAUGGUUUAAACAGCGAUUCUUUGGAGGAAAGGUUGUUUGUCAACGAAGAAAAUGUUAAUGAGUUUCUUGAAGAGGUACUGAGCUCUCCAUUCAAACAGACUAUGUCCCUAAGUCCACCAUUAAUUGAAGUUCUUCAGGUUACUGAUAAUAAGAUUCAAAUUACUGCAAAGUUGCAAGAAUGUAGUAACUCUGAUCAGCUUCAAGGAAAGGAAGAAAGAGUCAGUGAAGGAAGUCAUCUAACUGAAAAAGAAAAUAUAGAACAUUUUACCACCUCUACAACUGAUUCUGAUUGUGGUUCAGUUGCAUGUUUUCAGCAAAAGUCUCUUGAUGAUUCUCAAAUGCUAUUUGGAAAAUCUCAGCAACCUGAAUCAAAAAUGGAACCUGAAUUUAUAAAAGAAAAAAGUGCUACUUAUGCAAAUAUGGAAAAAGAUAAUUUAAAAGAACCAGUAAUAAGUGAAGAGAAAGAAUUAGAUGGAGAUCACCUAUCUUCAUUACUGAACAAAACUACAGUUCACAACAUACCUGAUUUUGACAGCAUAAAAGAAACCAAUAUGGAAGAUGGUAGUGUACAGAUUAUCAAAGAUCAUGUGACUCAUUGUGCAUUCCGUUUUCAGAAUUCCUUGCUAUAUGAUUUGGAUUAAUUGUAUAGAAUAAUAAUUAUAUAGUAAAUAUAUAAAAUUAUAUAGAAUUAAUCAGAAAUUUGCAAUUUUGAUUCUAAUGGGGAAACUAGGGAUUUUUUUUCCCUCUAGAAUUUAAAGUUUCCUUAAUUAAGGAGAUAAGGUUUGUGAUUCUCCUGAUAGAUGUGUAUUUUUUCUAAUGGAGAGUUAAAUAUUUAAUUUUAAUACAAUCUGUAUAUAUUAACUUCUGUGUUAAUUUUUGCUUCCUUUGUUUACUAUUACUUUAAUAAAGUUUCAAAAUAAUUAUUCACUAAGUUGCAUUUGUCACACAAAGUAAUUCUCAGGAAUUCAAGUAACAGGAAAUAGGAGUGUGUAUGUUCGGGGGGAGGGUAAAAUCUUGAAACUUUUAAGUCUCACUAACUAGGAUGUAUUGAUGCUUAAAAUAGAGCUUAGAGAGGAAAGAACUUUACUAACCAGUAUUAGCAAUCUAAACAAUUACAAUACAGAUACACCAAAUAAAACUUAGUAUUUUUGUAUCAACUCUACUAAUUUACUCUUCUGUCAUGCCAACUAUAUAUAUAAUAAAGGUUAAAUUAUUUCAUAAUGACUUAGACAAUUCAAUCUUUAAAAAUAAUUUCUUAUAAGUUACUAUUGGAAUAUUAAAACAUCUUGGUAUUACAGAAUACAUUUAAGAAUUUUAAAGCAGGAAUUUUAAAAAUAUGGCAAUGUGCUCUGAUACGAAACUUGUCUUCAUUAUAUUAUUACAUGAAAACAAAAGCCAGUGUUUAAUAAUCAAUUCCUUCUUAAAAAUUUUUUUUAAAGAGAUGGGGACUUGCUAUACUGCCCAGGCUGGAUUCAAACUCCUGGAUUCAAGUGAUCCUACCACUUCAGCUUCCUAAAUAAUCAUUUUCUUUUAUAACACCUCAAAUGUGAGGCAAAGAGAAAGUCCUAACAGGUUUUUUUUCCUCACAAAAAUUCUUACUUAGGACAACAUGAAAGAAAAUGUAGAAAGGAAAAUAUUUGUUGAUCUAAUCACCAACUCCAAGGCCAUGCAUAGCUGAUUUAUUUUCAUUCCAAAAAAUAGCUACUAAUUCAGACUCUGACCUUCUUAGCUCAGUCCUGGAAACCACCUCAUUUCUUUAGUCCUUUGAACUGGCGAUGUCAGGUCCAGGUCAGAGUACCAAAAACUGGUACAAAGCCUGCUGGUUCAUUUUGAUUUACAUUUGUAACUCUCAGAUAAAAUCUGGCACCAGAUUGGGCUGUGAGGGUAGAAUAAAGGUAGCUCAUAAAGCAAGAGAACUAUUUGCCUCACCUUAGAUGAGCAUAUGUGCUUUUCCACCACUAUGAAUCUUAAAUUGAUGCAAUAACUUUGACAGUAUACAUAUAAUUUGUUGUUAUUUAAAUCUUUGAUUUAAAUAAAUGACUAAUUGUAGGAUCUUUACACAGAAAUUAGUUUUUUAUAAGUAAUUUUUGGUUGAAUGCAAUUAUAUGUUAAGGAAAAUUUGUAUAAACUACAUUAAACAUUGAGUAAAUUUUAAACUUGUUUCGUAUUAUUAACUGUAUCCAUUUGAGAAGUAUGAUUUCAGUUAAAGCUGGCACUAGAAAGUGUUUCACUUUGGCAUGACUUAACUUUGUAUCAUUUCUGGCUUUCAACAACAAUUUAGGCUGUAUUUCCCUUACACAGCAGCUUUUUAUUGUUCAUUAUCUAUGCCUGGCUAAUUUGAAAGCCAAACAGUUUUUUCCAAAAGGAAUGCAUUGUCAUGAGCUAGGUUUUAUUUCAAACUCAAUUACACAAUAUUUAGAUGGCAAACAUUAAGAUGUUAACUUUCAAAACUUUGAGAAUGCCUUUACUAAAUUUUGGUGUAAAGAGUAAACAAAACUUACUCUGCAAAAGGAUUAAGAAACUCUUUAUGCAAAAAUGAGUAUUUUAUUUUGGCAGCACUAAAAGAAAAAAAAAAAAACCAAAACCACUGUAUUUCUACAUUGAGGUGAAAAUGUUUAAACUUUCUUACCAAUCAAAUACAUUCCAAAAGAAAGUGUGUUCUAUGAAGGUUCCAAAGCACAGGCAAAUCUUAGCACAACAGUACAAGAAUCUGUAAUACUGAAAAUGACUGUUCUGACAGGAUGUUUAACAAACAUAAUUUUUGAAUUAUUAAACCAGUGAAGCAUUUCGUUCCUAAUAACUGUAUCAAGAGUGAAACUGGGCUUAUUCCAUUAAUACUCUAACAAUUUCACUGUAAUACUUUUUACUGCUAUGACAAUUUUAAAUAAAUUUUGCUGUACUUAAAAUAAGUUUUGAAAGUGGAAAAGUGUACAAAGUUUCAGAUAAAAAGAUUAAUAGAUGCAAUUUAAAUAAAA